AUGUCGCCGUCGUUCAAGUCUGCCGCUGCAUUGGGGCGCGCCUUUGCGUUGCUCAGUGCCACCUUCGUUGGGGCGGCGCUGGGGGUGAUGACGGAGCGUGCCGGCGGGCGGCGGCCGGGACACGAGCUACCGGGACGCGAUGCGCCCUCCCCGCUGCGGGAGGCGGCGGGGGUUGAUGCCGCGCCGCCGCCGCUCUCCCCGCUCAUGCAAAAAACGGUGAGCAAGGGGCUUCCCUCGGACGAGCGGGUGCGCUUCUUCGACGGCUUCGUGGCCAGCCUCAACUACGAAAGGCGGAUUCCGAAUUGGGUCUUGGAGUACAUCCCGGGCCCCGCCGCCGCGACGGCCACGCCGAGGGGCGGCGACAGCGGCGGCGGGGGGGACGACGAGAGCUCCCUCAGGGCAAAGCGGGAGGGCAUGAAGUUUUUUGCCGACACCACCGUCCCGGAGACGUUUCGGGUGUCGCCAGACGACUACGGCGGUGGCAGAGAAGAAGAGCGGCGUCUGCGGCCGACGCGGGGGCUAAGUCGUGGUCACCUCGCCGCGGCGCAGUUCCACAAGACCUCCCCGAAGGAGAUGGCGGAGACGUUUAACAUGAACGCCAACAUUGUCCCGCAGGACAUGACGAUGAACGCCGUGGACUGGCUGCGGCUAGAAAACCUCACAAAGAAGCUGCUUCGGCGCUACGAGGGCGGGCUAUGGGUGGUGACGGGCCCUGUUUUUCACCCACGCCACGUCUAUGGCGACCCACGCGCCUGGGGGUGGACGGAGUCGCGCUCCACGUCCGCCAUCACCCCGGCGGUGGCGCCGGACGACGUCAAGAAGGCGCGCAAGGUGGUUUGCUACGAGCUCGUGGGCAAACACGACGUGGCUGUGCCGACGCACCUCUUCAAAGUCCUGCUUGGCGAGCGCUCGGACGGCACCCACGAAGUCGCAGCGUUUCUAAUGCCAAACGAGCCCAUCACGGACGAGCGGCCGCUUGUCGCCUACCAGGUGACAGUGGCCGAAGUCGAGAAGAAGACAGGACUGCAAUUCUUCCGCAAUGCUCUCGCCGCAAAAGAUGUGGCCACCGCGCCGUCGUGGCGGGCACGCAAGGCGCCUACGCACGGCUUGGACGCACUUCCAGAUAUUUGUGGACGCCACUCGUGUGAGGUCCGCACGGCGGCGCUGUUUCAGUCGUACAGAUGCAUUGCGCAGCUGCGAGCGGCACAGUCGCUGCCGGAAUUGCAGCAGGUCUUCAACCGACUGCUUUUAGAGAGGCAGCAGCAGCAGCAGCGUGACAACGCAAACGGCGCCCAGCUCGAUGCCUUCGUGGUGAAGGAGUACAUGCAGCGCAAAAAGGAACUCGUGGAGGCGGCCGUCGCCGAGGUGGAUUGA
Trypanosoma conorhini is the source of this 1374-nucleotide messenger RNA. Its product is annotated as endonuclease G, mitochondrial. Gene Ontology annotation, biological process: apoptotic DNA fragmentation. The transcript has a single exon. Lineage: Eukaryota; Euglenozoa; Kinetoplastea; Trypanosomatida; Trypanosomatidae. Gene Ontology annotation, molecular function: metal ion binding; single-stranded DNA endonuclease activity; RNA endonuclease activity. The record is from RefSeq and is a predicted model, not a curated record. The coding region runs from base 1 to 1374 and encodes 457 amino acids. Gene Ontology annotation, cellular component: nucleus; mitochondrial inner membrane.